Hydractinia symbiolongicarpus is the source of this 891-nucleotide messenger RNA. RefSeq lists its product as uncharacterized. The coding region runs from base 1 to 891 and encodes 296 amino acids. The transcript has 2 exons. The record is from RefSeq and is a predicted model, not a curated record. Lineage: Eukaryota; Metazoa; Cnidaria; Hydrozoa; Anthoathecata; Hydractiniidae.
AUGAAAAGAAGAUCGAGAAGCUGUUAUCUGAUAACAAGCACGGAUAUCUAUUGGAAGUUGAUGUUGAUUACCAUCCAUGACAAACACAACGAGCUGCCUUUCCUGCCGGAGCGUAGGAUGAUUUACAGAGUUGAGAAGCUUAUACCAAAUCUCGAAAAUAAGCGGAAAUACGUGGUACACAUCGGGGCUCUUCACCAAGCCCUGAAGCAUGGGCUCGAGCUUAAGAAGGUACACCGAGCUAUACAAUUCAAACAUAGUGCAUGGCUUAAGCCAUAUAUAGACCAUAACACGAAGCUGAGAACUGCCGCCAAGAAUGACUUUGAGAAGGAUUUUUAUAAGCUUAUAAAUCUCUCGGGGUUUGGAAAAACCAUGGAGAAUAUCCGAAAUCAUUGCAACAUCAAGUUAGUCACCAAUGAAGCAGCCUAUACGAAGCUGACCAUGCAACCAAACUUUAAAAGCGGCACUUCUUUCGGUAUGAAUCUUAUGGGUAUUGAAAUGGGUAGAACGGGUAUUAAGAUGAACAAGCCCGUAUAUAUUGGUCAAGCUAUCCUCGAUCAGUCGAAAACCGUCAUAACGGAGGAUUUUUACCGCGACAUUGCCGAUGAUGUGGAAGUACGUUUUGAUACGAGUGCUUAUGACAAGAAUGACAACAGUCCUCUCCCCAUCGGCAAAAACAAGAAAGUCGUGGGCUUGAUGAAGGAUGAACUCAAUGGCAAAAUUAUAACACAUUUCAUCACAUUGAGACCUAAAGCUUAUGCCUACAAGAGCCUCGCGAAAGACGGAGGUGAUCGCAAAGCAAAGGGUGUAAAAAAGGCCGUGACCAAAAAAUGUAUCACAUUUGAAGAUUACCAACGAUGUCUAGAGGAAGGUAUCAUUAUAAACAAGAGUUGA